AUGCCCAAAGUCACCUUAGAACGCCACAAGCCAGUGUUAGGCAUUGCGAAAAAAAACUCAAUUGCAAAACAUCGUGUUGCCAAAACCAAGCAAAUAAAGAUAGCCAAUACCUCAUGGAUCAUGUUGCAUCAAACGACCCAACGCAUAUACUCCCAGUUGCCAUUCACAUGUUACACGUGGGAUCUUGCACGGGUCUAUAGAUCCGUCUCCGGCAAACCGUGCCUGCGAGAGUGGGUGCCGGGUGCCAAGGGACGGGCAGGCACUGAAGACACACUUCUCAGGACAAUCCCCGCCGCCGCAAGCGCCUCGCUGCCUCCAUCAACAACCCCGCCGCGACAAAACAAGGAAGGCCGCGAAUCUCUCAUUGGGGAACGAGGCGCACUUUCGGCGGCGGCGAGACCCGAUAGCGCGCUCGAGGCUCUCUUCGCUGAGGCCCUGUUUAAUUCCCUGUACGUAGAUUAUGUUAAAGUUAAUUACUUUACAUGUGUCUGCAGAGAAUCCGUGGUUAGCUCCCGCUUCUCUCUUGGGUCCCGUGAUCGAGCCUACACCUCAGACGCAGCUAUACAGGUAGAUCUGGCUGGUGACGUCAUCACGUAUGAUUCCGACGAAGACGACUCGGAGGUCGCGGCCACACCCACUAGGAUGUCAGGGCGGAGACGCGCGGGCGGCGGCGGAGGUGCGGGCGGCGCUGGAGGCGACGCGGGCGGCGGAGGCGGUUCUGUGGGCGUGACGAGGAACAAGCGCGGGACGCCCAUGUACUCUCGCGAGGAUAUCAGGGAGCAGUAUUGCAUCAAUGACAAGGAGCUGCACGCGCUGGAGGCGUCGCGGAGGAAGCCCAUCUUCGGAUGCCUAACCUCAGGCAACACUCAGGUGUCUCCGUGCAAAAAGAAGAGUCUUCUGCCUGCCUGCCUCCGCGGGCGCGUCCCCUCGGACGAGAAUGUGUACACCAAGACCAGCAGUGCCGCCCCCUCCGCCCACGCCUCGCCCGCCCACCGCAAGCACCAGCACGAACACGACCAGAUCGACUACGAGGACGACAGCUACUUCAAGCGCCGCCCGAAGACCAUCUGCUACACCGACCCCAAGCGCCUCGCCUCCUUCGACGACUCGCUGGCCAGGAGUAGUCGUGUGUCUCGCCCGCGGUCUGAGGUUGGCAGCGCAACGUACGACAGUUACCACGCCGAUGAUGUCGAGAGCGACGCUGCCAGACGGCCGACUCAGCUAGCCAUCACGUCCGGAGAUCAUCAUUCGACGGAGUUCUACCAUGGAGACUCGCACAAAGAGGGCUACCCCCUGACCCGGAGCGCCUUCACGCAGCCGAACACGCCCGACCUCAGCCGCCACUCGUCGCGCCACAGGCAGGUCACAACCCCUGCGCUCUUUCCUCUAGAGGACCGACCCCAAAAACAUGUCAGCUUCCAGAAGGCGAUGAGCCGAUCCGCGACUGUGGCAGUCCUGGAGGAGCAGGUCAUGUCGCGGCAGGACAGCGGCCGCGCCAGCGUCAAGUCGGGCGGAUCGCGCAGCCACGAGCGGCUCCUCGACGGCCGCAGGACGCCGGACUACAUGGAGCAGCGGGCGCUCGACCAGCUCCUGGCGCCGGUGCUGACGAAGGCGCUGCUGCAGGAGAAGUUGAAGCGCUCGAGCAUGCGGACGCAGGCCACGCAGACCGACGCCGGCGCGGGGAGGAAGUCGCUGCCCACGCUGGCGCUGAGUCCCCGCAGCGAAAAGGCUGAGAUGGUGUCCCAAGGCGCGCAGACCAACGGCAACGGCGUCCGCCGGAAGCUGAUCAAGAGCUUCUCGGAGGCGGCGCACUACGAAGGUCUUGAGUACGAGAUCUACGACCUUGACGACUUUAUCGAGCCUCCCCUGCCCUCCAGAGCCGCGUCGGAGGGGCCUCCGCCUUGCCCUCCGAGGUUUUCCCCUUACGACGAGAUUCCCCUCGAGGACGGCCCGGCGCCGCCUCCGCCGCUCAAGUUCCGACAGAAUUACCACGAGAUCUUCAUUGAUUCGUCGCCGAGGAAGCCGCGCCGGAGACUGCAGAAGACGCUGUCGGAGGGCGAGAUUCUUUCCGAGCGGCGGAGGGCCCUAAGCAUGGCCUCGGGCUACCUGGAGGUGGACAUCAAUGGCUUUAGUGGUAACGAGGAAGAGGUUAUUGAACCCCAGUGUGUCGACGAAUGUUCCCGCGAUCUCUCUCGCAGCAGAAUCUUCAGUCAUCCUUCGCUCCUGGAGGAAGAGGAAGAGGAAUUCCACGAGAAUAUGUUCCACAAGGAGAUCCUACCAACCUCCCUCUCCCCUGAGAGGAAGAUGUCCCAAGUGUCCACCGACUCCGACCUAAAGACCUUUGACCCCAAUGAGUUCCGGACGGAGGAGCACCUCCUGAGUCAGCUGGCCGCUCUGUCCUCCGACUCCCUUGGGGAGAGUGGAACCUCCAUGUUUGAGAGUGGUGGCAUCCCCGAGGGCCUGCUCAUGAGGGAAGGCUCGCCCUUACCCUUUACUGGCACCUCCAAUGACCUUGUGAGUCCAGUUGAGUUCGGUGACCACUUUGAGGAGUCCAUGAGCGAAAGUCAGGUUACGGUGGUCCAGCGGGCCUUGGCAGCCUCGUCACAGGUCAUCACUUCGGAUUCGGAGAACGGAAGCUUCCAUCUGACUGACCACUCCUCUGCAGCCACCACGCCCUCCACUCGCCACAAGAGCCUCCCUGCUUCCGGCAGCUUCGAGGAGGACAUGGACGAUGAGCUCCCUCGGCUGCGCAUGUCAGGCAAGGUCCACAGCAUUACCACUCUUUCAUCUAUUGAGGACGAGCCAACAAGCAUCAGUGAAAACGUCAUAUCAGAGGGUUCCCAUGACGUGGUCUCCACUAGCACCACAUCAAGUGAAGUGGACAAGGCCAUUGCCAGCUCCACUGACAGUGACUUCACUUCCAUCCGAAGUGGAGACUCCAUGACAAUAAAGUCGGAGGCGUUGGAGGAAGGCGAAUUUGAAGGAGACAUUGUGAUCGAAGAGAAUAUAAUGGCGCGCUUAGUACAGGGAAUGAGAGCUGGGGAUAUUCCACACCAAUUCAUUAUCAAAUCCUCGGAUUUUCGAGAUGAUCUGAGGAAGCUUGCAUCACCCGAGUCAGAUUCCUCCAGCAGUCAUUUCACUGAACAAGAAACGUCAAGGAGCCCGGUAUCAGGCACAACCAAUACUAUUACCUCCAAGUCUGACCUGUCACGCACAGACUCGCACCAGACAGAUCAGUCAGAAACCUCCGAAGACUACAUUACUGCCACAGAAAACAGCAUGAAUGGCCAGGAAGCUCGAAGGAGCUAUUACUAUGAGGAAAGGCAUGUGUCCUCUCCUCCAGAGAUGGAUGACAUCUAUGAGGAUGAAGCUUUAACGCCCAAAAUACUUAGCCCUGAAGCCAGCGAGGUGUUAGGAGAUCUACUUGAGACACAAGAAAUUAGUGAUAUCACUGAAGGCCUAAGUGUUACUAGUGACUUUGAGACGGCUCAGGACCUCACAUCUCCUGAUGGCGACACCACCACCUCAGCCAGCUAUUAUAUUGAGCAUUCUAUAGGUGAAGAAUCAGAAAAGAUCUUCCCUGAAGUCAAAACGAAGCCAGAGGUACCUCCAAAGCCAUCAUUUUUACCUAAACCAGAAAUACCACCAAAACCUGAGAGGCUCUCUCCAGCGCGAGAGACCUCUGCUCAGGCAGAAGAGCCAGACGAAGAGACUCCUCAAGAUGAAACACCUCCACAAUUUCCAGAAAUUCAAGUCGAAAUCACAGUGAAAAGGAGAGAAAAGCCUGUUGAGGAGAGCAAGACAGGAGCAAUCAAAAAGAGAUACUCUGGUGGUGGUAAAGUAGCUAAGGACGACAAUAGAAGAUAUUCAAAGUAUUUUGAAGAUAAUGAGCAAGGGGAGUUGUCAGAAGUAAAGGGACAGAACCAGCAAUCUUGGUCAGAAGAAGAGAGAGAAAAGGCAAAACAGACAAUGAAACUGGACUUUCCUCCAGGUGUUACAAUGUUUGGAGAGGCUCCAAACUGGCCUGUGCCUGACAACCUCAAGACUGGGGAAGUAGAAAAGAAACUAAAAGUGUUUGAUAAACCCAAGAAGUCUGUAAAAAUCGACCUUGCCAGUGUUGAAGACCUCCAAGCCAAGGUGAAACCCGAAAGUCCUCAGGCAAAAGAUAAAGUAAGUGAAACAAAACAAGUUCCUGCAAAAUAUGACAAAGCUAAACGUAAAUCUGAUGAAGCUACUCCACAAGGAAUGGUAAGGAGUCCUGCAAUGCAUGAAGGAUUUAGACUAGAAGACUGGACACCUAUUCGGACUCCAGGAACUCCCGAAAGAGCAUUGGAUUUUGAUACAUCUGAUGAAUCCUGCUCUGAUCUACCUCGGCAUCCACCAAAAGCUCGGAGUCCGGGGAAAAGGGCAAAAGAAGCCAGCGGAAAGAAAUUUGGAAGCCCAGGCGCUGACAGCGACCUCACAGCAAAGCAGGCAAGUGAAAAACAAAGUCCAGGGAAAACGAUAGAGACCUCUAAAGAUCAUGAAGAAAUAAGAGGAAGCCCACCCAAGCAAUUGCGUCAAAGUCCAGGGAAGACAGAAACAAAGCAGCCAAGUCCAGUUCGCGAAACUGUCCCCAGCAGAACCGAAAUCUCUCGAAUGCAUUCCCAGGAAGUGCACUUGCGCCACCCUCCUGCCGGCGUCCACACAUCGGGAAGUGAUCCGAAGAAAAGGCUUAGCGAAAUAUCCAUCGGCUCCACACCUGAAGUUACAGAUGUUCAAAAGCGACACUCCGCUGAAAUCCUCACACGGAAUGUAGAGAGUCAGGACCACCUGAAGCCCAAAGGACCUGUAACAGGCUACCUAAGGGCAGGCAGUCAGAGUCCCACCUCAAGAGAGAGACCUCUACAGCUGCCAGAAAACAAGCUCCUCACUAUCGCUCCCCUGAAGGAUGCGAGGAAGAGUGCAGAGUCCUUGAGAUCGCUGAGUCCAGGGUCUGACAACGUGUUUCUAAGUGGCAGCAGAGAACAACUAGAAGAAGACUCCAGGGGGAGCCUGUGUGUGCAGUGCGGAGAGAGACCAGCGUCCAGGGAGGGUACCCUCAGACCCUCGCCUCCUGCAGGACACACGAUCACUGUGGAGCGCAGACUGUCUGACAGGGAGCCUUCUCGAGUCAGAGGAGUCAGUCAUCGUGCCAAGUCCGAAGAGAGGAACUCGUUCUCGAGGGACUGGGGGGUCACGCCCAUCAGCCUGGAAGUGGGAGACGCGCCCAGACACGACAGCGACGACGACGAGAUGGGCGUGUACAUGGACGCCUACAGAGCCUUCUCGUGGGUGUACGUCGCGCCCCAUGAGGAAGCCAAGGUCUGGCAGCGCGACGAAGGACGGCCAACAUCCGGGUCUCCAGACCUGAGGAUCCCGGGCUUCGAGGGCGCCGCCGACCCGCCGCUCAAGCAGGAGGACGAGACCCAGGCCGAGAGCGAGGCGACGGAAGCAGUGGAGGAAAGGGGGCGCCGCGGAUCGACCGAGUCCACCGCCAGCGAGCAGGAGUUCCGGCGGAAGUACCAGGCCAUCACCCACCGCAUGGUGCACCGGAAGGCGUCGGUGGAGAUGUACAAGCGCCUCAUCCAGGCCGCCUUCCAUGGUUGGCUGCCUUAGAAUACUCAAUAGACAGAUGGAUCAAGGUGGGCUGACGCCUUUGUCCUAGCUGAAGGAAGGAGGUCCCACAGUCAACGGGGAAGCGGUGACGAGGACUGCCUUAGGAGAAAAGCUCUCACUGGAAGACAUGAAACAAGAAAAGGAAAGAGAGAGUCAGAGAAGGAGAAAAGAGAGAUAGACGGCAACACGAAUAGAUAAAACUGAAAUACAGCUGAGUGAUGGACAGAGGCUCUUGCCAUGUUGGUUCAGCCAUUCACAGGAGAUACUUGUUGUCUGGUAAUCCACUGUGGCCAGGGUUUAGUGAGGAAAAUGAGGAAAGCGGUCAUACUUCGCAGCUUAUACUGCAAAGUGAGAGGUUUUCAAGUCUAAGGUGAUGGUGUGGUUUUACAUGUUGGCUGUGGUCCAGUUGAUGUGGUUUUGAGUCUUAUAUAAGACAUAAAAAAGUCAAAAUGUGAGGCCAGACUGAUCCAUGAUAUAAGGGUUGUACUUUUUUAUUAUUAUUAUUAUCCUUUUUUUAUUAAGGUCAUUGUGGGCCACUUCAUAAUUCCUUGGCCAUUCUCGAGGGCCAACCAUAGUUGUGUUUCCUCUUCCGGCCACCAGUCAUUAUUGCAACCCAGAUGUGUGAAGCAGUACAUAAUAUUUAUGACAGGUUCUAAGACUGGAGAUCUAUUUUGUAAAGAGAGAGAGAGAGAGAGAGAGAAGAGGAGAGAGAGAGAGAGAGAGAGAGAGAGAGAGAGAAUUUUUUCCACAUUUUUGCCUAGAUAAAGAGAGGGAACAUGCUACCAAACUCCUCUUGCCAUUUCGUUAAGAACCUUUUGUGUGAUCACAGGUGUGCAGGUUGUGGCAGGCAAGCACUGCACAUACCAGACCCCAUUUUAUGUUUUAUUUAAGACACAAACAGACAGUGCAGAAGCUUGGAGAAGUCAGAAACUGGAGGAUCUCUAUUUUUUUUCUUAUCUUCAUUUUAUCUAUUUCCCCCAUAAGACAGAUACUGUUUGGAUAUAUAUGUAUAGACAAAAAACUUGUUGUUUAAGUUUAGUCAUGUAUUUUAGUUAUAGAUGGGCAACUAUAGGUUAGUAUCGAUGGUUAUUUGUGACAAAAAUGUAACAAGGAAAUCAACUUAGAUUAAAAAAAAGAAAAAAGAAAGAAAAAAAUGGUUAUAUUAGCAAUAUUUUAGGCGGAGCAAGAUGUAGUCUUUUGUGUGUGUUUGCAGGCAACACAAACAUUUAAAUAAUUGUGUUAUUUUUUCUCAAGGUAGAUUUGUCUUUGGAGAUUAUGUGAAUCCCAUUUCUCUUCAUUGUUGAACAACCAGUUUAAGAAAAAAUGGAAAAAGAGGGGAAAAAGGCAAUCAAAUAUACACUUUAGGAGGUGGAGCAUCACUUGACAACUUCUACAAAUGCAUAUGCACAUGCCCAUAUGCUCACAUAUGCGCACAUACCCACACAUCCACACAGCCAAACACCCAAAAACACACACACACACACACACACAAAUAUGUUUGUGUGUUAAAGCCUUAGUGACAAGUGACAAGCAUCCCAAAAUUCAUUUAACAAAGCCUGUAAUUUGGUCAUUCUAGUCAACGGACAUAAACACUCAAUGAGUCUUUGCACUUCCUUCCAUCCAUACAACACUGAAGCCUCAGAGCCUGUGUGACUGGAUGCUUCCCAGAUUCCACAGCUCACUUGCUUCACUUCUCCCCUUGGUUGAAGCUGAAACACUUCUGCGUGGUUUGUCCAAGUUAACUUCAUUGAUAAUUUUAUUUUUGCACAAACCUUUGUCACCUCAUCAGGAGGUCACUGAUGCAUGACAGCUAUGCACUAUCCCAUGACAAGGGUUCAUUUUAAUGAGAUUGAAUGCUCUUAUGCAUUAAAGAUUAUUUUAUACUUGUUACAUAUGUAAACUUGAGCCUUGUUAAUUCUGCAUGAGAUGCAUGCAGCAUCCCCCUCCCCUUAAGAUAAUAAAGUAUAUUAAAAAGAGAAAGAAAAGCAUAUAUAAUAAUAUGUAACUUAUUUCGCAUGUUAUGUUUGAUUUGCGUCGACAGCAAGCUAUUUUUAUAUAAUUUUUUGUCAAUUAGGUUACAAGCUAAGCUGUUAUCUUGGUUCUUUUCCAAACUGUUUGUGAAAUAUUUUGUCCAAAAAAAAAAUGGCAAUUAAUGUUACAGGAAGUUAUUUUUUAAAAUGUUAUGAAUUAUGUGUCAGUAGAAUCUUAAAUGUUUAUUCAUAUUUCACUCAAAGCUCAUAGUUUAGUAAAGCAAUACAGUUUCAAUACAGUCACUUACAAAAUAAAAUAAAAUAAUACUAGUCAACUCAGUUUAUUCAAACAGUUUUCUCUUUAAAAAAAACAUGUUUUUGUAAGCUGUGAAGUUUAUGUUUAUUUAUUUAAUUUUGGAAUAUAAAAUGAAGAGAAUAACUGUAGUUCAUAAGGUUAUCCCUAGUAAAGUAUCUAGUCUAUUUAUUAUUGUUUAAGUUCUCUCACUUGUGUGUGGGAAGCUGAAUGUUCACUGUACAAGCGGAAAGAAAUUAUUCCUCGAUCA
This is a messenger RNA of Penaeus vannamei (Pacific white shrimp), 8170 nucleotides long. Lineage: Eukaryota; Metazoa; Arthropoda; Malacostraca; Decapoda; Penaeidae. The record is from RefSeq and is a predicted model, not a curated record.